AUGAGCGAGACCGCAAAGGACAGCCGUGUGGUCCUGGCAGAAAUCCACCUGCCCAAAAUUGGGACAAUUGCUGGUAUAAAUGAUGCUGGCUCGUAUCGUCAAGGCCCUAUACCAGGUCUGGGCGGCCCUUUCGAAACAGCUGCUGAGUUUUUCAGGGCAUGGUCUGCUAAAGUUAAAUGUAGUCUAUCGCAGGAUCAACUGAAAGAAGCCGCCGGCUCAUUCGCCAAUGAACUAUCAGCCUCCGCCUCAUGCUUCAAGCAAUUGGUCAACGAUUUAGCAGGAGGAUUAUCCAUCCAUAACGACGGUCCAUUCCCAUUAUGCCACGGUGAUGUCGGUCAUAACAACAUAAUUUUUGACGACAAAUACCGCUUACUUGAUGUUAUUGACUGGGAAGGGGCAUUCGCAGGCCCGUGGGAGAUAUCAGGCGAAUUCCCAUUGACCCUGUCUAUAGUCCCUCCUGUUAUGGAUGUACCAUGGAAUUACGAUGAGAAUGGUCUUCCAAAGGACGCAAAGGAUAGGCAGCGACUUGUGGAUCGGGAGGAGUACAUUGCAAUGGUAGCAGAUGGAGAGAGACGACGGGGACUGGUAGAGGGAUAUAGCUUAUCAUUGGCGUUACGGGAUAGUAAACGGCAGUAUUUAGCAUCUGCCAUGAGACUGUACCAAAGAGAGAGACUAUCGUACACGACCGGAGAACAGGAGUUAAAACGGUUGGCUGUGGGAAUCCGCAUGCGUGAUGCCAAGACAAGAGGGAAUAAAGGUUAUAUUAGUUAA
This is a messenger RNA of Histoplasma mississippiense, 771 nucleotides long. RefSeq lists its product with no specific name. The record is from RefSeq and is a predicted model, not a curated record. Bases 1 to 771 code for a protein of 256 amino acids. The transcript has 6 exons. Lineage: Eukaryota; Fungi; Ascomycota; Eurotiomycetes; Onygenales; Ajellomycetaceae.